AUGUACAUUGGUGCACAAGGCAAUGAUCUCAUCUUCGUUCUUUCUUCUUCAUCGUUCGUCUUGCCACGAGUCGUGAGAAAAAUCACCUGCAAAAAUGGUGGCCCAGAAGAAACAGAAAAAGGCUCAAGAGAGCAUCAAUACCAGAUUAGCACUCGUUAUGAAAUCUGGUAAAUAUGUUCUUGGUUAUAAGCAAACUCUGAAGUCCCUUCGCCAAGGCAAAGCCAAGUUGGUCAUCAUCGCUAGUAAUACACCGCCGUUGAGGAAGUCGGAGAUCGAGUACUAUGCCAUGUUGGCGAAGACCGGCGUACAUCAUUACACGGGAAACAACAUUGAAUUAGGAACAGCCUGUGGUAAAUACUUCCGUGUCUGUACUCUUUCGAUCACAGAUCCUGGCAAUUCUGAUAUUAUAAAAUCCAUGCCAACUGGUGAUCAAGCGUAAUAUAAUUUUUUA
Messenger RNA from Camponotus floridanus (Florida carpenter ant), 451 nucleotides. It is a transcript of the gene RpL30, whose product is annotated as 60S ribosomal protein L30. Gene Ontology annotation, cellular component: cytosolic large ribosomal subunit. Gene Ontology annotation, molecular function: structural constituent of ribosome; RNA binding. Bases 95 to 439 code for a protein of 114 amino acids. The record is from RefSeq and is a predicted model, not a curated record. NCBI's taxonomy places the organism in Eukaryota, Metazoa, Arthropoda, Insecta, Hymenoptera, Formicidae. The transcript is spliced from 4 exons.